Plutella xylostella (diamondback moth) is the source of this 2028-nucleotide messenger RNA. RefSeq names its product SHC binding and spindle associated nessun dorma (gene nesd). Gene Ontology annotation, biological process: male meiosis cytokinesis; spermatogenesis. NCBI's taxonomy places the organism in Eukaryota, Metazoa, Arthropoda, Insecta, Lepidoptera, Plutellidae. The record is from RefSeq and is a predicted model, not a curated record.
AUUUUUUCACCGGAAAUUUUGAAAUUUGAAUUUGAACGUGUUUUGCCGAACAGAUUUUCCUUUUUCAUCACUUUGUUUAUUUAUAUUCAAUAGAUUGAAAAAGUAAAGUAAGAGUCACAAAAAUACGCCGUUUUGCAGCUGUAUUCAAGUUAUUUGUGAACCAGCUACAACGCCAACCAUCCACCAAACGCCCCUAAAAAUGCCGGCAGUAUACACGUUCACGCGAAGCGAGAACGAGAUCCUCCAAGACCUGGUGAGGGUGUUCAGCUCAUCACGGGGGACCGCUCGCGAGGCGUGGGGCCUGCAGGCUGAGCUGCUGGUGGAGCCUGUCGGCUGGGACGCUCUGUGGAAACUGUCCAAGGAGUUCUGCAAGAAGUUUGAGGCAAGAUUUCCCUGCAUAGCGUAUGUGACAGUGACAUCGGUAGACUUUGAGAACCUGUCAGCCAAUGUUGAUGUGAUGAGUGUGCAGCACGAGUCUGUGUCAUUGCCGGAGGAAGUACAGGAUGUUCCGUUGAUUGAGCUGUGGCCGACUGAGAAGCAACGAGAGAUCUGUAUCAAUGCUGCCGUGACUGCCGAGUUCAUUGAUCUACUGAGAUUCUACUACAACAACAUCUGGAUGCCAUGGGACGACCAAGACGAAAAGGUUCUCUUACCAAAGACCAUAGAAGAGAGGAUGCAACUGUGGUCUGACCUCCACAAUGGGACUAUACCAUCCUGCAUGGCCCGGCAAGUAAUUCUUCUGAGGAACAGUGCCAUCAACGCCCACGAGAAACUCAGGCAGCUUGACUCCUCACUUUGUGAGGUAGACUUAGAUGAUGAUGAUGACGACUCCCUCCUCCCUCCAAACUACAUAUCCCUGUGCGCUGAAAUGAACGCUAAACUGGACGGGUUGAUGUCAAAAUGGACUCUAUAUGAGAACCCCUUGAUAAGAGAACAGUACAUGGCGAAAAUGAAGAAGAAAUGGGAGCAGAAUCGAAGCAAGAGAAAUGUGGUAGCCCUAUGGGAGGGCGGCAGCAUAUUCGAGUUUGAGGAGAUCUCCCAAUUCCUCCGCACCAAGGUGUCCAGUGAGCAGACGCUAUCCGUGCGGUCUUCAGCAGAGGAAGCUCUGGCCGUGGAGCCCGAGGACCUGGUGGUCUGCAGCAAGCAGUACGAGAUACCGGAGGUGCCGCUCGCUGACAUUAAUAUUUGUAGCUUUAAUGGCUCAACGCUCCUAGCGGACGACACCCGCUCCUGCCUCCUCAUGCUGAGCGGCGCCUGCCGGCUGCGCGACCUGGCGCUGCGGUGCGCGCGCGUCAACACGGCGCUGGCGGUGCGCGGCGCCGCGCGCGUCUCCAACUGCAUGCUGAGCGACCAGCCCGACAGCUGCCAGAGUGAUUUCGCCCAAGGAAUCGUGGCCAUGAGUGGAGCGAACAUGAUAAUUGAAGAUUGUACGUUCGAGAACUUCUACUCCGGAAUAGUCGUCCAUAAAGGAGCACAGAUAGAGCUCCGCAACUGCGUGAUAAAGAAGUGCGGCGUCGGCAUCCAGAUGUACAGUGGGGCGCAGGUGACGCUCACCAACACCAACGUCGCCGAGUGUACCGAGCAGUGCAUCCGCUGCGAGGUAGAUGGCGCCACCGACAGGAGUAGGGAUAACACGAUCGAAGGUCUGAACAUUAAGUCUCUCUGCACAAUCGGGUCAGGCGAUCUACAGAAGGAGAUCCUGGUUGUGCAACAAGACAACAAUCUAAUGUAACCUCUCUCAGUCUUAUAUUAAGGUUGAUUAUUAUUGCAUGUUUCUUGUAAGUUAUAAUGAGAUUAUAUUUCCGUUCAGUUAAAUUUCAAUUUCAUGUAGUAGUUAUAAGGAUUUAGAUUACUUUUAUUUAACAUAAUACUCUUUUAAUUUGAUUAUUACCUUCGUUAUAUGAGCAGCUUUAAUUAUUUGUUUUAUAUUAAUGAUAACAUUUUUAAUAAAUAGAAGUGCAUUUAUGUUAACCUAGUGUAUAGAAAUUUGUAAUAAAAUAAAUACUUACAUAACUAAGUUAAAUUUAA